AUGACCUGUCUCAUUGCCAAGCGAUUAAGACUAACUAAGACAGACCAAAGCAGAUCAGCGUCUGCGGCAUACACAGAGCCACCAGCGGAUUGUGAGAGAGAGGUGCUGCUGGAGAAGGAGGCGCGAGAGAACGCCCUGUUGGAGGUGGCCAAGUGUGAGUUCGAGGAGGCGGAGAACGACACGCGGUUGCAUUUGCAGCGCAACGAGGUGGAACUGGAGAUCACACGGCAGCGGAACGAGGAGCUAGAGUUCAGCAAGGACGCAUUGGGGGCCAAGUACAAGGACUGCCACGCCGAGUCGAUACUGAGAGAGGAUUUGGGUGCGGCGGAGACGCAAUUGGAGCAUCUGCACGAGGAGCGGCAGCGAACGAAGCGACAAUUGGAGGCACUGCGUCGAUCUCUGCCACUGCUGUUGAUGUGUCGCCUGUUGGCUCUGGCCAAAAUGGGCAACGACAUAUCCACCGCUAGUCCCAGUGCCCGCCUCUACUCCGGACAAUGUGCUGAUGCCGAUGCCAAGCCCGAGGACACACUCAAACAGGGCGAGAGUCCACGGCACAGCUGUGACGCGCGGGAUGUCAGCUUCCUGCGGGAAAAGGUCAAGGUGCUGCGCAGCCAGCUAAAGGAUCUCGAUGCACGCCACUACGAGGACAUGAAGUCGGCCGACCCGCACUGGGCCGAACAGGAGAAGGAGCACAAGGAGCGCGAGGAGGCGUAUCUGGCCAAGGAGAUGUCCCUCAAGCGGAAUAUUGCCCAGCUGCAGGACUGCCUGCGCGAGGAUUCGCGUGCGGCAGCGUAGAAGAUCCAGCAGCUGGAGGAGACCGAACUGGGCCUGAAGACCUGCCUGAUGCGACUGACCAAAGAGUAUAACGAUCUGCUCCAGCCCCAGGAGCAGCUGGAGGCGGAGCAACAGAUGGCCGUGGCCCUGGAGAACGAGAAGCGACGCUGCCAGGCGCUGAUCGAUGACCUCAGUUUCGCCAAGAAGCUGCAGGCGAGAACCGAGGAGGCGCUGAAGCAGGAGGCCGAAGCUCUGCGCAGCCAAAUGUACGAUCUGCGCAAGAGCUUCAUGCACAUCGAAGUCACCAAUGGGGAGCUCAAAGAGGAGGUGGGCACGUUGGAGAACAAGAUCCGGCAGAUGGAGUCGCAAUUGAAGGAGUCCGAGGAGCGUGCCCACUGCCUGGAGGAUGAGCUGCGCACCAAGGAUGAGCUGUGCCACCGCAUGGAGCGUGAAAUUGGAGUCUUGCCGGAGGGCUUUAGUCUCACCCACGAGCUCUACGACAGUCCGGCCAAGCCUGCAACUGGGCUGUGUCCUGUGCGACGUUGAG
Drosophila obscura is the source of this 1321-nucleotide messenger RNA. RefSeq names its product paramyosin-like. Lineage: Eukaryota; Metazoa; Arthropoda; Insecta; Diptera; Drosophilidae. The record is from RefSeq and is a predicted model, not a curated record.